Megalobrama amblycephala (Wuchang bream) is the source of this 1787-nucleotide messenger RNA. It is a transcript of the gene dub, whose product is annotated as duboraya. The transcript has 7 exons. The coding region runs from base 149 to 1114 and encodes 321 amino acids. The record is from RefSeq and is a predicted model, not a curated record. Lineage: Eukaryota; Metazoa; Chordata; Actinopteri; Cypriniformes; Xenocyprididae.
AAAUAUAACUAAAGACCACCCUCUUGACUUCUGAGAGAGCGCGUGCACACUUUGCGCUCAUGUGAGGAGAGAGAGCGCGCGUUACUUCAGCAAGUGUCAAACCAAAAACAGCGACAAUAAGUUGAGAAUACGCCAACAGCGCUGGAAGAUGGAGGAGCAUACUGUUGUUAAAAAGCGCUCUGUGGCUGAACUAGCUGGAAAAUUCAAUUGUCCAAUACCCCAUACUACAGAUGCUGAAGUGAACAAGCCUGUGAGAAGGAGACCCCCACGCACGCUCCCGCUUCCUGCUAGUAAUGAUGCUGGUCAAGGCCAAGAUGAGAAAGGAGCUGAAACAGCAUCACCCAGGAAGAACAGAAACUCUGCCCUUAUUGAGAAACUGCAGGCCAACCUUGCGCUUUCUCCCACUGGGCCACUGCCCUUCCCAAAGAGCCCAGGGGUGUUGAAGAUACCGGUACCAUCCUUCUCCCCCGGCUCUCCCAGCAGCCCCUCUAGUCCUCCUAUAACUGUCACGCCCAAACAGGAGGAAACUCCUGCCAGCUUUGAGAAUCCCUCGGAAGGAGCUGUUCUCAAAAGCAUCAUCAAGGGUAGAGCUCGACAUUCCAUUAAGCGGCGCCCACCGUCUCGCCGACACAGGAAGUCUAGUGCGGAUGAAGAUGUGGAUAAAACAGACACCCUUGAACACACAACUCCAAAUGGGCACGAAGGAGAUGUGUUUGAAGAACGGAAGACGUCACUAGACACAGAAUCUCUCCCCUCUAAAGAACAGAUUGAGCAGGAAACCAAAUCGACAGAUUCAGAGAAGGCGGAACCAGUGGAAAAAGUGGAGACUGUGACUUCAGAAAAGAAAGAGGCAGAAGAGAAGACAGAACAAGAAGAAGAGAAGACAGAAAAAGAAGAAAAGAAGACAGAACAAGAAGAAGAGAAGACAGAACAAGAAGAAGAGAAGACAGAACAAGAGCUAAAGGAAGAGAAAAGUGAGGAACCACAGCUGGCUAACAGUACAGAAGAAACACACGAAGAGCCAGUCACAGAAACUCACGGAAAACCACAGGCUGAACCUGAAACAACAGAUGAGAAAGAAGAGGAACAGAAAGAAGAUGAAGUAAACCAUUAGAACCAGGGAUUUAAAGUCUCCAAAUUGAGAAAAAGGUCAAAUCAACUGGCUCACUCCGCAGAACUCCCUUAAACUCACUGCUUAACCAAAGCAAAGACAUUAGGAGAAGAUGAAAUAAUGUGAAUAACUUGGUAUUAGACUUGUCUAUGCCAAACAUUUGAGUCGUUUGAAUGUGGAAGUGAAGCCUUCAGAUGCAGAGAACAACAGUAUUUUCCCUCCUGUACAGUUUUGUUGAUAUUUUGAUAAUACCUCUGUUCUGAGCCGCUUGAAUGAAUUUACACAUAAAGGUUGGUUUGAGAUAUACUUUUUGUAUACAAUUAUUUGUCUCCACUAAAGGACUUUUUUUUAAAUUCUGUUUAUGUUGGUCAUACACUGUGAAAAAAGAAUUGUUGGUUUAACUUAGAAAAGUAAGUUACCUUGUUGCCUUCAAAUUUUGAGUUCAUUGAAAUUAAAAAAUUUAGUUAAUACAAUGAAGGCGAUUGGUUUAAUCAACAGAAACUCACAAUAUUGUGUUAUCUGAACCACAUUAAUUAACAUUUUAAGAAAAAAUGUUGUGAUAACAAAUCAUGAAAAUAUUUUUGCAGUGUAGCUGUAUUCCUAUCAAAAGUAUGAAUAGUUGUUCUUGGGAUUUUGAGACUUGCAGAAAUUAAAAAUGGAAAUAUGAAAAAAAAAA